This is a messenger RNA of Cimex lectularius (bed bug), 1863 nucleotides long. RefSeq lists its product as uncharacterized. Lineage: Eukaryota; Metazoa; Arthropoda; Insecta; Hemiptera; Cimicidae. The transcript has 7 exons. Gene Ontology annotation, biological process: negative regulation of phosphatase activity. Bases 133 to 1779 code for a protein of 548 amino acids. The record is from RefSeq and is a predicted model, not a curated record. Gene Ontology annotation, molecular function: phosphatase binding.
UUGUCCUACUCAAACAUGUUUCAGCAUUGAGCCAGUGAGGAACUUCACCCUAAGACAGACCCAGUAAAUGACCAAUCCUGAUUCAACAUCAAAUGCAAUUUGUUAAACUCAAUAAAAAUUUUAAAAUCUUAUAUGCAAUUAAAUUGUUCAAAAAUAUUUCAGUACAGUCCUAUAUUACAGUUUUCUUUGCUAUUGUCAAAAAAUGUGAUGCUCUGUACUGGAUCAUCUUUAGUUUUUGUCAGAAAAAACAAGAAUAAUGGGCAAUACAAUCUGACAGCACAAGAGAUUAAAUGUUGGGUGAAAAUGAGCAGAAGAUAUACAGAUUCUAAAGAUUUGUUAAGGGUUUCAUGGAUUGAUAGGAAAGUUAAAGAAUAUGAACCUAAAGAGGUAGAAAAAGUUCAGCCAAAAGUGGUCCAUUUGCGUUUCUUCGAUGGCAUUUCUGACUUUCACAUCCAAUACUUUGUCGAAAAAUUUAGAAGAAAACAAACAAAAGAGAAUGAUGUCAUUACACUCAACGAUGUAAAAGAUGUCGUUUUGUACACAUUCUGGGGCAACCUGAAUCCAAAUUUCAUCGAUUUCUUUUAUACGAUUGCAGUCGAUCAGUUUCUAAGGGCUCUCCUCCUGUACUUCCAAUACUUCAUCAGACUCUUUUACAUUAUUGUGGAGCGCAGUAAACUGAAAAAAACUCAUAUAUCACACCCUAAUUCAAAACUACAUGAAACCAAAUGGCGCCAGCAACUCUCUGACUUAAGAUUUAUUGUCGCUCGAGAAUACUCUUCAAUUUUACUCGGUCUGAAAGGCACUGCAAAAUUCCAUCACUUUUGCAGUAACAAUCAAUCGCCUGAGUCGGAUAGGAUGCUUUAUGAAAAUCUGCAUUUAUUUUCUUUGAGGAUCCUUGAAGUUGUUUUAGGAGAAAGAGAAAAUCUAGCAUUAUAUGAAGAGUUUAACCGCUUGUUUAUGACUGGAACUAUAGGUACAAAGAAAAGAAAAAAAGGUAUUCUCAACAAGUUAGAUGUCGAUCUUGAAUUUCCAUUCUAUUGUCCAAAACUUCAAUUUAAAACCCCACUAGUCAAGGAAUUAUACAGGCCAAAUCGUGAUCCAAUCUUGAAAAAUAUUGGUGUUAAAAAGAUGGAAACCAUUCCAGAUGACUACCUUCUGGGUGUUGAACUUGGUCUGCUCUGUAACGAGGAACAUUUUACCGAGGCGAAUUUUUCUUUUGGUAUUUUGGGAAAGGAAAGGGUGUUAUUUGAUCCAUUGUUUGCAUUUCGAGAGGAUUUAUUAAUGGAUGUUCAGGAUUGUUCUAAAUAUGAAGUAAAGCACAAAACUACAUUUGGAGAGUGGACAGUGGACAGGCGCCAGGCUUAUUCUGUUCUUGCUAAGAUAGAUGCCAAUUCACCUUACAAUGUAAAAAAUAAGUUUUAUGAGCCAAAUAAAAAUGCUCGAAGGGAACGAAUACAACUGAGAGAGAUGUGGAUUCAAAAUUCAGAUUUGAAGUGCAGGCUUAAGUAUGGGCUGGAGACUGGAGAAAGGGCCAUCCUUACACCAAAAGAGCUGGAAAAUAAACGAAAUCAAAGAAUUUUGAAGGUCGAUGACCUACCCAAUAAACAAUUGUCUGAUGAGUUAAUUGCGAAGUUGUUGGUUAGUACCACGCAAAAAAAGCAUCUCAAGGACCUCAGCCUGUCAUCUCUUUUAUCCUUUUCAUCAUCAAGUGAGCAAAUCCAGCCAGAUGCUGUAUCUCUUUUUGAAGAUGAAAAAGAUGCAAUACAACCUACGUCCUGAAAAACUUUAACAGGCUUAAAAGUAAUAUAAUAUAAAAAAAUAAAAUAAACUUCUUACAAAUAAUAUUAAGAAAAAUCAGAUAAU